Molecule: messenger RNA, 835 nt
Organism: Oryza sativa Japonica Group (Japanese rice)
Lineage: Eukaryota; Viridiplantae; Streptophyta; Magnoliopsida; Poales; Poaceae
Product: classical arabinogalactan protein 9
Source: RefSeq, a predicted model, not a curated record
CAUCCAACUUAAGCAAAGCAAAGUGAGAGCUCGCCGAUGGCCAUGGCCGUCGAGAGGAACAACGUCGCCGCGGCGGCGGCGGCGCUGCUGGCGCUCCUGCCGAUGAUGAUGCUGUCCUCCACGGCGACGGCGGCGCGCCCCGUCCAUGGCGGCCCGCCCGGCGAGCUCCCGCCGAUCAUCAUCACAACCCCACCGACGGCGAUAAGCGGGGAGAGCGACUUCUCCGUUCUGAGGAAGGUCCCCACGGGUCCUGACCCCAUCACCUCCGACCCGCCUCCGCCGCCGCCGCCAUCGACGCCGACUCAGUUCUCCGUUCUGAGGAAGGUGCCCACUGGUCCGGACCCCAUCACCUCCGACCCGCCGCCGCCGCCAUUGUCGGAGUUCCCGGUUCUGAGGGAGGUCCCCUCGGGUCCUGACCCUAUCACCUCCGACCCACCGCCGCCGCCGCCGCCAUUGUCGGAGUUCCCGGUUCUUAGGGAGGUCCCCUCGGGUCCUGACCCUAUCACCUCCGACCCGCCGCCGCCGCCACCGCCAUUGACGGAGUUCCCGAUUCUGAGGAAGGUUCCCCGAGGGCCGGACCCCAUCACCCCCGGCCCGCCGCCAUUGUUGGGCGUGUGCUGCGAUGGAUGCAUCAAUAUUUGCUCCUAGAAUAAUUACUCCUUGGUUUACACGAGUUUUAAUGUAAGCUGGAAGAGAUUAUUCUCAUGGGUGUGUUUUAGUAGACAUCCUUCCUACCACUUACUUAUGGGAAUGUGGUAGAAAGAUUAUGAAUGUAAGCUGCGAGGUUAUGAGAUAACAUUUUAUAUAGUAUUAAUUUGAGGCUUGAUUGAUGUCA